AUGAGUUGGGAUUUCAGGGCUCUAGGCGCUCCGCAUCCCUCGUACGGAUUUAGUGGAAUAGUGGGAGAAGUGGUCCUUCAAGCUAAGCAUGUGCUGGUAAUGUCUGCCUUUAAUAAGGUCAAAGCGUCUGCUUUUAAUAAGGCAAAAGUGUUAGGUGGAAGGGAUAGAAUGUCAAUGACUGAGAUAGACAAUAUGGUGAGGGAGUUAGGCUAUGAUGAGCUUAAUGAUGAUCAAGAUGUCAUAGACAUACUUGUAUUUGUACUAGAGACAAGGCUAAUAGACAUCUUCCUAUAUCAUGGGGUUGAUGGUAAUGAGGAAGCUGAUAUUAUGCCUAACAAAGGAGUUGUGAUUGAGGAGCUUGAUGACAAUUAUGAGGCUAUUGUUCCUGUUGAAGAGCUCAAUGAAGACCCAAAUGGGGAACAAAGUGGUGGGGGUACAGAAAAGCCAAGGGAAUCUUGUGCAAGACAGGGUGUUUCUGAAAAAGGCAAAGAAAAAGCAGUAGAGAGGGAAUCUUCUGCAGUGCAAAAAGACAAAGAAAAAGUUGUUGAGAGGGAAUCUUCUGCCACUGUAGACAAAGGGAAAAGUAAAGUCAGUUAUGUUUUUGGGAAAAGGAAGGCAAGAGCUUUUGGAAAAAGGAGGUGCAAAAAUGUAAAAAAGACACGUGAUAAAGAAGACCAAAGGUCCAAUACAGUGAUUAAGGGAGUAGUUGAGAAAGAGGUUGUUGAAGGAAGUGUAGAAAAGAGCAAGUUAUCAAGAUGUCAUCCAAUGAAGACAAGAAAAGCAAGAAACAGGACCACAGUAUGUGAUGAUGAGAAGGAGUCAGCAGACAGUCUUGACUCUGAUUUUGCAAACCCUAACUUCAGUUGUGAUGAUAAUGAUGAUGAUGUCGAUUUUCAUGAAUGGGUGGACAAACAAAGUGAGUGGGUUGGAGAUGGGGCAAAAGGAAAAGAGCCAUAA
This is a messenger RNA of Prunus armeniaca (apricot), 957 nucleotides long. The record is from the annotation of a GenBank genome assembly. Lineage: Eukaryota; Viridiplantae; Streptophyta; Magnoliopsida; Rosales; Rosaceae.